CCGCGAGCGCGUAUUUCCGGCGCGCCGCUUCGCGGCUCUGCGCUGUGCGCCCCUCUGGGAGUCCCGGUGUUUCCUCGGACGGGCGCGAUGGGCAAGAAGGGCAAAAAGGAGAAGGGCCGCGGGGCGGAGAAGACGGCCGCCAAGAUGGAGAGAAAGGUGUCCAAGCGCUCGCGGAAGGAGGAGGAAGAUCUUGAAGCUCUGAUAGCCCAUUUCCAGACGCUGGAUGCCACCAGGACUCAGAUCGUGGAAACACCAUGCCCCCCACCUUCACCAAGGUUACAUGCCUCACUCUCUGCUCAUCCUGAGAAAGAUGAGUUAAUCCUUUUCGGAGGUGAAUAUUUCAAUGGCCAAAAAACAUUUGUAUAUAAUGAACUGUACGUUUACAAUAUCAAGAAGGACACCUGGACCAAAGUAGAGAUCCCCAACCCACCUCCAAGGCGCUGUGCUCAUCAGGCUGUGGUGGUGCCUCAAGGUGGAGGACAGCUGUGGGUCUUUGGAGGAGAGUUUGCUUCUCCUGAUGGAGAGCAAUUCUACCAUUACAAGGAUCUCUGGGUGCUGCAUUUGGCCACCAAGACCUGGGAGCAAGUAAGAUCAACAGGAGGCCCUUCAGGUCGGAGUGGACAUCGGAUGGUAGCCUGGAAGAAACAGUUAAUCCUUUUUGGUGGCUUCCAUGAGAGUACAAGAGACUACAUCUACUACAAUGAUGUGUACGCCUUCAACCUGGACACGUUCUCCUGGAGUAGACUAUCCCCGUCAGGGGCUGGGCCCACACCCAGAUCAGGCUGCCAGAUGUCUGUCACUCCCCAGGGUGGCAUUGUCAUCUAUGGGGGCUACUCGAAGCAGAGAGUCAAAAAAGAUGUGGACAGAGGCACCCAGCAUUCAGAUAUGUACCUGCUGCAGCCCGAGGAUGGAAAAGAAGGCAGCUGGAGGUGGACUCGGAUUAAUCCUGCAGGAGCCAAGCCCACUCCGAGGUCUGGCUUUUCGGUGGCUGUGACCCCGAACCAUCAGACGCUGCUCUUCGGGGGAGUCUGUGAUGAGGAAGAGGAAGAGAGCCUGGAGGGGGACUUCCUUAACGACCUGCACUUCUACGAUGCCACCAGGAACCGCUGGUUUACGGGGCAGCUCAAGGGACCUAAGUCCGAGAAGAGGAAACGUAGGAGAGGCAAAAAAGCAGAGCCCGAGGGUCCUGACAGGCAGGAACAUGGGGGAACCAGUGCCCAAGAGCCCCUGGAGGUGGUCAGAGAGGUGGUCACAGAAGACGGGACCGUGAUCACCAUUAAACAGAUGUUUGCCACCCCGGGGCCAGCUGGAAAACCUCAGUCCAACGAGGAGGACAGCCCUGAUGAAGUGGGUGGCCCUGUGGUGGAGCCAAGCCCCCGCUCAAACGCCAUGCUGGCCGUGAAGCACGGGCGGCUCUACCUUUACGGGGGCAUGUUUGAAGCAGGUGACCGCCAGAUCACCCUCAGUGACCUGUACUGCCUGGAUCUCCAAAAGAUGCAGGAGUGGACGGCCUUGGUGGAGAUGGAUCCAGGAACUCAAGAGUGGCUGGAGGAGUCAGACUCGGAAGAGGACAGCAAUGAGGGCGAGGGCACCGAGGACGAGGACAGUGGCGAGAGCGACAAGGAGGCUGGGGGUGAGUGUGGUGCGUGUGCCCACCAGGGGCAGCAGGAGACCCACGGCCCAGCCGCUCCAGAGCCUAGGGCUCUGCACCAAACCUCGACUUCGGGGGUCACUUCGCUCCCGAAGCCCUAACUUUGAUAACGAGAGACUCAAACGCUUUACUGAAGUUUUAUUAAAAUUUGGCUUUGCUUUGUAGAUGUGCUCUCACGGCAAGCUUAAGUUUUUGAAAGAACAUUUGUAUGUGGAGUGCGUUUGAGCAGCGCCGUCUUGGUUUCUUUGAUGGAAUGAAGAUUUCCUCACCAUGUGAUUUCUCUAGAUUUGGUGUUCUCGUGCUCACCCGGCCAGGCUGUGAGCGGGGGGUGGCCUCUGGAGCUGCCUGACCCAGGCUUUGCUCCCACCCCCUCCUUCCCUGAGGAGGAGCCCCCUCGCCAUUGCCUGCCAAGCGGCUUGCAGCCUGCCUGCCCGGGCUGAAUCGUAUCGGGUGGAGCUCGCCCUGGAUGACACUGGGCCCCACAUGGAGAAGAGAGCAGCCCACGUCGUGGCCAGCACUUCAUGUGAUGACUCAGCCUAAGGCCCCGCCUACUGGGCUGGAAGUAAACCCGAGUGAGGUGCAGUUGCCUUCCCUUAGCAUCACUGGGUGUGAUUUAAAUAAUUCAGCCUCAGGAUGAAGCUGCAGCACAGCUGAUCUUCUGUGCGGCCCAGUGGUGCCUGUGGGAUGUCCCCCCUACCACGCUGAGUGGUGCCGUGAGGGUGAGGCGGCAUGUGGUAUGCUUUGUGUGCGGUUUCCCUUCUGCCAGAUGAGGCGCACAUUCUGAUUGACAGUACAUUGUCAGCCGGGAGAUCUCAGCCUUGAUUUCUGGAAGUUCUUGGUGGCAGCCCCCUGACCACCUUUACAUGCUGUGUAUCUCUGCAGAUCUUUGAAAUAAAAUUCCUGUUGGCUGGGUG
Canis lupus familiaris (dog) is the source of this 2565-nucleotide messenger RNA. RefSeq names its product kelch domain containing 4 (gene KLHDC4). NCBI's taxonomy places the organism in Eukaryota, Metazoa, Chordata, Mammalia, Carnivora, Canidae. The record is from RefSeq and is a predicted model, not a curated record. Bases 88 to 1752 code for a protein of 554 amino acids. Gene Ontology annotation, molecular function: protein binding. The transcript is spliced from 11 exons.